This is a messenger RNA of Closterium sp. Yama58-4, 255 nucleotides long. The record is from the annotation of a GenBank genome assembly. NCBI's taxonomy places the organism in Eukaryota, Viridiplantae, Streptophyta, Zygnematophyceae, Desmidiales, Closteriaceae.
UUCCAAAACGGCGAGCCAAUGGCGGUGUGCCAGCUGGCGGAAGGCGUGAAGGAGCACCGAUUCGGAGGGGGAUUAAAGCCGGUGGAGCAGCAGUGGGUGAUGGGGCAGAUAGGGGAGUUUCUGGGUAUUGGGUUCGGGGGGCCGGUGGAGCAGCAGUGGGUGGUGGGCCAGACAAGGGAGUUCCUGGGUAUUGGGUUUGGGGGAGUGCUGGGUGUUGAUGAGGAGGCGAGCAGGCGGGGAGGGAGGAACAUUUAG